Messenger RNA from Ochlerotatus camptorhynchus, 1120 nucleotides. Its product is annotated as putative nuclease HARBI1. NCBI's taxonomy places the organism in Eukaryota, Metazoa, Arthropoda, Insecta, Diptera, Culicidae. The transcript has 4 exons. Bases 1 to 1119 code for a protein of 372 amino acids. The record is from RefSeq and is a predicted model, not a curated record.
AUGAGCUGCUUUGAAUUUUGGUUUAGUGAUGACGAGAACGAGGACGAGAAUGCAAAUACCAACGAAAGUUCUUCUGUUCACUCGUUGGUGCGCCUGGAGCGUCGAAGGCUACGAGACAUGAGCAAUCCCUUAGAUAUGCCAUGCAAUGCGUUUAUCAGAUAUUUUCGGAUUUCCAAGGACCUUUUCAAGUAUUUAUUAAAUAUUGUUGAACGAAAGCUAGGCAGUACAGUUGGAUCCGCAUCUGUGCUACCAAUUAUUAAGCUAUCGGCAGCAAUGAGGUUCUUUGCAGAAGGAAGUUAUCAGAAGGGAGUAGGCAACGAUUUAUUUGCGGGAAUGGCUCAACCGACAAUGUCAAAAUCUUUGUCAUCUAUUGUUAAUAUAUUGGAAUCUGAAGUCUGUCCUACAACAAUUACUUUUCCCACCAAUGAAGCUGAAAAGAACGCUAUUAAAGUUGCAUUCUAUGAGAAAACGGGAUUCCCAGGAAUUAUAGGAUGUGUUGAUGGCACGCACGUAAAAAUUAUUGCUCCUCCUUCAAACAUUCAACAUCUUUAUUACAAUAGAAAAGGAUUCCAUAGUUUGAACGUUAUGUUGGUAUGUGAUCAUAAACUGAGAAUCCGGUACGUAGAUUCAAACAAUCCUGGAUCUAAUCACGAUUCAUUCAUAUGGAAUAAGAGUCCUCUGGAUGCAGAGUUGAAAAAUAGAUACCGAAAUGGUGAACGAAAUACAUGGCUUCUAGGUGACGCCGGAUAUCCUUUAAAGCCCUAUUUGGUUACACCAUUCCGUUCUACAACUAGUACACAGAGCUCCGAAAGUCAAGCGAAAUUUAAUGAAAUACACUCAAAAGCACGGAUGACUGUUGAAAGAGCUAUUGGAGUAUUAAAAAAUGUAUUUCGAUGCACAUUAGGUGCAAGGCAGUUGCAUUACAAACCAGAGAAAGCGGCGAAGAUAGUUAACGUGUGUUGUGCUUUACACAAUUUGAGGCUUCAGUUUAAUGUACCAAUGAUUGACGAAUAUUUCGAACCUAUCGAUAAUAAUCAUAUCAUUGAUCCUACAUUUGAAGGUGAUAUUGACAUGUCAGCGGAUAAUAUAAGACAGGAAAUUAUGUCCUCCAUUGUAUGAA